AUGCCCUUCCUCCGUCAACGGCGCACCGGCCCGAUCCGUAGAUCGCAAUUCAGUGACCCUGUCCCGGCGCUGGACCUGCGCGAAGCCCUCGCCACCAAAUUGCACGCCAUUGCGCAGCGGGGCCCCCAGCAAGAAGAGCCAGUUCCCGACGCGGCGCCCGGAGAAUUAGGGGAGGAAGAAUCCUCGUCGGACGAUGAAGCCGAAGGCGACGAAAGCUCCGCCAGUUCGUCAGAAGCCUCGUCCCCCGCCUCCUCUCCCGUGCCCUCGCCAACCGCCGCCGCUCCCACGACCAGUGCACCUGCCAAACUCUCGUCAACCUUGUCAACUAGCCUGCUCUCUGCGCCCGACGCCACCUUCGCUCCCACUAGCAAAGGAGAAGACGACAGCGAUAGCGACGAAGAACCUGACGAUUCCGAACCAUUGCCCACCGGUGCUUCUGCUUCUGCUUCUGCCAGUGCUGCCGCCGAGCCAUCAUCCGGCACUGCCUUUCCCUCACUUUCCGCGCCGGAUGGUCCCCCUCAGUCUGGCGACGUUUCCAUCAUGUCCGGACAUCAUCCACGGCCGCCCCCGGGCAUCUCGCAAACGACAGAGCAUACGCUAAUCGCCGCCGGAUCCAUUGGUGCGACACUGCUACUGGUGUUGAUAAUCUGGGGCGUGUACACGAUGCGCAAGAAAGGCCUUACUUUCCGCGAUCUGGUACAGAUGUCCCGUCGGAAUCGUGAUCGACCAGACCGUACCUAUGAGAUUGCGAAGCCUACCAUCCACCGCAUGCCAGCCUACAUGUCGGAUGACAAGGAGCACAUGCCUCUUCCCCAACCGCCACCACAGGUCUCCCUCCAGAGAUUCGACAGCUUUUCAUCCGGUGGUGGCCAGCGUGAUUUUCUCGGCGGCUCUCUUGGUCUUCGACCUAGCACACCUCCAUCGAACAAUCAUCGCAGUUUCCUGCACGACGCUUCACCACCUCGAACUCUUUCGAGGGCUGCUUCCAAUGCCCAUUCCCGUAACUCAAGCUCGCCAACCCUGCUGCCUCUGCAGAGCCAAGACAGCUACGACGCCUCACCGCCGUCGCUACCCAUUCAGAGGUCCGCAUCGUACAAGAGCAGUCAGCAACAGAGCCGCUAUAGCGCAGAGCAUGACGACAUCGUCCCGCCCGAGGCGCCCGGUCCGACGUACCAAAACUUCACGACAAGCCGGCGCUUGACCACCAACAGGAACCAACCCAACUACGAAAGCCACUUCAGCUGGACGCAGUCGUCGCAAGCGCCCCCGACCCCCAUCGAGCCCCAAACACCAGGCACCAUCGCUCGCUCCAGCCUAGCGCCGACGGAGAGGAGCAGCGUGGCCCGCUUCCGCACCGUCGACUCGUGGGUCGGCAACCAGACGGGCCGCAUCCCCUCGACGCAGAUGCGCGCCCAGCCGCACAUGUCGUACCGCCAGAGCACGAGCACCAACGGCGGCCUGGGCCAGGUCGACGAAGGGCAGGCCGGCUGGCAGCCGGAACCCGUCCCCGUCCCCGUCAGUGUGCCCGACGUCCCCGCGGUGCCUCGCCAGUACCAGCCGGGCGGGGCCUACCACCAGCGCCAGAACACGGCGUACAGCGAUGCCACGGUGUUCCGCCAGCAUCCGGGGGAGGAAGUCAAGAUUCCGAGAGGAAGCUUGGUGCCGAGUGAGGUGUUGGAUGCACAUGUGGUUCGUUCUGCGCUUUAA
Messenger RNA from Diplodia corticola, 1707 nucleotides. RefSeq lists its product as uncharacterized. The transcript is spliced from 3 exons. The coding region runs from base 1 to 1707 and encodes 568 amino acids. The record is from RefSeq and is a predicted model, not a curated record. NCBI's taxonomy places the organism in Eukaryota, Fungi, Ascomycota, Dothideomycetes, Botryosphaeriales, Botryosphaeriaceae.